AUGUAUGGAAGAACUGAUAACUUUACUUGCCCACCGACAUCAUUGUGCGAUCCAUCCAUUGAUCUGAGCGGGAAAGUCACACCAAUCUGCCAGGGAAAGAGCUCUUGUGAUAUUAACGGAUCUUAUGAUGGCCUGGAAAAACCGUGCAACACAAGCUAUUUUAACAUUUCCUACACCUGUAAAAAAAGUGAGUUUGGAAAAAUGAUCUAGUCUAGCAAAUCAUUUGUGUCUAUUUCUUUGCUGAUGUCAGAUAGUUUAGUGAGAAGAGGAGUAAGGUCACAAAGGUUUCAGUCAUCCACGUUGCUUUGCAUGGAGGGAAACCUCUGAGUAAUAAACACGAAGCUAAGAGUUGCCAUGGGUCGCAAAUGACAAACUUAAAAGCAUCGAGCUACCUCUCUCCAAGUUUUCUUAAGUUGUGACGCAAUCCCUGAAUGGAAUUGAAAUGUGAUGAUUUGUUAACAUAGCCUUCGCUAAAAAAUCGGCUUGUAUGGAACCUUUUUCAUGUUUGUUGUUAGGAAAGAAAACAUUUAUGACAAGUUUUCCGACAGGAUUUUUGUGUGCAUUUCAAGCAAAUGUGAUGUUUUGAAUCUCCUCGAGUCGAUGAGUAAGUUAAAAAAUUGCUCACUGAGACAGCCACGAUGUUUGCAUGAUUUGUUUAUCUUUUAACCUAUUUCUUUUUUAUUCUCAAACAAUUUUUUAAAUUGAUUCGAACUUUACUCUAUUUAUUGCAGUUAACGUGACUGAGAUAAAAGAACAUCAUAUUGGCAACUUUGUUUGUCCAAAAGGGAAAGUAUUUGUCGCUCACAGAUUGGAAUGGCUCGGAAUUGAAUAUAUACUUAAAAGUCGAAAUAUAUCAGCACCAAACAGUACCAUUCCACUGGUUGCCAUUUCAACAAGUAACUUGAGCAUGAUAUGGUCUACAAGUAAAAGUAACAGGAAAGUGUUACAGACACAAGUGGUUGCUAGUACAUCACUACUGGCAUCAGGGUUUCACAUAUCGUCGAGUGCGCUUGUGACUCAAAAGAAAACAGCUACCACUCCUAGUUUGUUUACCAUGAUGAUCAAUUCUUCUUCAACUUCAGGAUCAGAAUCUUUGGCAGCAUCAUCAAGACCUUCGUCACCAUUACCUAAUUCUGUAAUGAAAUCGCCAGGCGUAUCUGCAACAUUAUCAGAGACACAAGCUACAUUAAUAAGUGAAGGAUCUUUUUCUUCAUCGCCAUUACCAACGACAGCAGCACCAGUGACCACACCGUCUUUGUUAUCAUCAACCUUGCCAAAUCCAGUUGUGCUACCAUCAAUGACUUCAUCUCCAACAAUAGCUACUUUCUUUCCCAGACAGUCCACAGAAGUUGGACUCACAAAACCGUCUUUAUCUUCAAAAAACUCGCCAGAUAAAACAGUUCUGUCAUUGGGGUCUUCAUCUCCAACUACGACAACAUAUAUCGCUCAACCUUCCAUAACUUCUUUCUUAUCAACACAAAAUAAAACACUGUUGUCAACACUAUCAGCAACGACGGUCCCUAACGUAUCAGUGCCAGCUUUAAACUCCUCUAGAUCCAUCAUGCCGGAGCAAAAAAAGUAUGAAUAUUAUAACAUCACUCAGGAGAUCAAGCCCAAGAAAGUACACACUAUUAAACUAUUCAAUUGCCGUGGCAAGAUGAAAUGUUAUUUUAACGUUACUAGGAAAAAAUUUACUAAUCCGUAUCCAGAGAAAAUUACCGAGUUACGACUUUCUGUCAAACACAGCUGCCAAACUGGUAAGUACCGGUGAGAAUGGCUUAACGUGAAUAGUACCACUGAUUUUUUUUUUAUUUGACCGAACGAAUGGCCAAACGGAUUUCAAAGGAAAGACUGCAACUGUCUCAUCAUCAAUGAACUUUGAUACCAUAUCGCCAUGACCUCGACAGUACCAACCGACUUUAUGACUGUUGUUUUACAUGGCAAAAGAGGCAGAAAUGAAACAUCUUUAAAACGUCAUUAACUAUUAUUUUCUGUUGGUUAUUUAUGGUCCGACCUCUUUAGAGCGAGUAAAAUGGAAGAUCUAUAUGUACUAGACAGCUUUAGUGGGUUUCAAAGGUGAAUCCAUGCUCCGAACAUCUAGAGUUUUCCGAUUUUAGUAUUUCACUCACAAAUAUUUCACCCUGGAUAUUUCGAAGCUGCCGGCAUCUUAAGUCACGUAUGCAUGCCCCUCGAAAAAAUGGCACUAAUCAGUGAAGUUACAUAAAUUUUUAAACAAGUUUGUUGUGAACGAACAAUAGUGUCUCUAUUGAUCCUAGCUGAAAAUGGCUACCUUCAGUGGGAAAGCUGGAGCGCGUGCCCAGACGUGUGCGGUAUAACGUACCAUCAAGUCAGGAGGAGGAUUUGCCAAAAUCCUACCACUACUACAGGAGGAGGUGAUUGCUCCGGUCACAGAUCAGAAACUCUGGAGUCAGGAUGUUACAAAGAGUGUCUUGGUGAGUGUUUAUGCUGUUGUACUUAAGUUUUGCAGUGUAAGCUACCCUCGAUCACGAACCAAACCUGACCAGCCAUAAAGACAACGAUGAAACUGAGAUAUGGGUUUUCCCGGACAGUUGAGUCAUGGCAUUUGAGAUCUAAUACCAUAACGAAAGAUAUCUUGAUUAAUGGUAGUCAGAUAUAAAUCAAAAUACAAUCUCAGAUAUCAUACUCAGAUGAUUUAAAAGAAAUUAGACGUCAUAAUGUCUUUCUUUACGUUUUUUAGACCGCAAUUCUACAACCUGCCAUUUUUUGACAGCCAACUUAUCCUGUCCAAAUGGUACAUUCAUCAACAUUAUCAGCAUGUUCUACGGCCGUGAACAGGAGAACGUUAGCUUUUGCGACAGCAGCGGUCUUCCAGAUGGCGCAUGUGUACCACCAGAUGACAUAGCAGACCAUAAUAGAGCACAAGUUUAUGAAAGAUGCCAGAUGAAAUCUAACUGUACCAUAGCAGUUUCUAAUGACACGUUUCGCGACCCAUGUCCCGGAUUUAGCAAGCGCUUGAAAAUCAACUACACGUGCAGUCCUAGUAAGAAAAUAAUUCUACAUUUUCGUACAAACCUCUUUCAUAAAUGAUGAUGAUUAUUUUAUCUGGAUGCAAAUUAACGCUCUUAACCUCGUUUUCGAUUGAAUUAUUGUAUUGCUUUCUAUUUUGACAUGUCUACGAGGCCAGAAAGGUUAAUUUGCAUAAAUACGAAAGGUCUCUAGUUGGAGCACGGGUUUAUUUAAAAGGCACGUUAACCAAUCGAUGAAGCCGUUGACUAUAGCGCAAAAAGGUCAUCUUUCUGUUUUCGAGGCCUUUUCACAAAAUGACCAAACUGUAGUUGAGACUUUCGUUGUUUUUGAUACCGAAAAAAUUAUUGGUAAAUGUCUUGAAAAGAUUCUAUCGCAGUGGUCAUUGCUCAAGGGAAACUAUGGAAAGUGGCAAAAGUUCGUGCCGUAUGAAUUUAUCUCUUUUCAUAGGCUUCAAAAUUCAGGGAAAGUCUUGAGGAUGGACGCUGCGAGCAUUAAUUGACUCGGUGUAAUUAUUUUUUACUUAGGACUUCACCAAAAAUUAAAAUAACUAUUUCAAAUUUGGCAAUCUUCAGGAUACGUAACACAUUCCUCCCUGGAUAGGUAAUAAGUUGAUAUUCAUGUGUCAAUGUCUCUUCUUCUCUCUCUCUCUCUCUCUCUUUCUCCUCUUCUCUCUCUUCAGUAUUUACGAGAACAUUUUGCGACGCAGACAAAGCUUUAUUAAGCUGUCCCGCUGGAAUGCGAGUUGUUUUCCACAACACGCUCUUUUAUGGUCAAAUGAACACGUCAGAAUCUUGUCCAGUAACAGCCUCGGGAUCGUGCAGCUCUGGUCUGAAAUAUGGUGUCAUGAAUGAAUAUUGUUCGGGUGUAAACAAAUGCGAUAUCCCGACGAUAUCGGCUACUGAAUUCAACUUGAGACAGUGCAAAGACACCAGUAAUUAUCUCACGAUUCAUCACAGCUGCCAGAGAGGUAAGUGCUCUUCGUCGACAGCCACUGCUAAUUUACUUCCGUUUUUCUUUUUGAGUUCUGAUUUGCUUUUCAAGCGGCAAAUGUGUUCCUGCAGUUAUUUUUACGUCGUCUCGAUCUGUAGAUACGCACACAAAAGUAUUGACUGAGAAAGAUGAUGAUAAUGACCAAGCCCCUUGGUGGAAUACUGUGGGACUUAGAGAGAGACCUAACGGAUACCCAACUAUACUGGCCUCACAUUCGACCGUAUUCAUUCUGAGCUUCCGCUACGUGAACCUCUAAUUUUGUUUUCUUUUGUCCUCUUUUACGUUUAAUCCUCGUUCAUAUCCUCUUCAAUACUAUGCUUUUGCCUAGGAUCAUACAUCGACAUUUCGAUAAUUUCGACAUUUCGGCAUUUAGUUUUCAAAAUAGCUGUCAUUAUUUAUACAUCCCUCACAUAAGUAGCAAAUCCGAAAGCAGAUUCGACUUGUUUCUUUAAUGUUUUCUUCUCUGUCUUUUGGGCCAAAGCUUUAAAAGAGACUAUAAUUUUAAUGUAUUUAUAUUAAUCCACUAAGAUGAGUUAGGCCAGAAAUGAUAGUACCGAAAAUUCCCCUUCCUCUGAGUUGCAUAUAUCAAUUAAAAUUAAAAAAAUCAAUUGACUGGAAUGUUUUUCUGUUUUCAAGUGGAAGCCAUCUAUACUCCUUGGGGUCCCUGGGGUCCAUGCGAGGCCUGUGGCCUCACUACUCGUCGAAUAAGAGAACGUAAAUGCGUUAGUCCUGGUAUAGAGUAUUUUGCACCUCCGUGGGGCUGCAGCUACUGGUCCAAUUUGGUAGAGCAGGAUCACUGUUACCAUGGUUGUGGAGGUCAGAACACCUGUUUUCUUCUUUAUUAAAUAAGCUCCUAAGUUUCACAGUUUCAAUUUUAAUAACCCUUUGCAUCCACAACUUCGGUCUUCAGUCAGGCCUUCACGGCUACCAUAGGGUGUAUGAAGUUCCCACCGUACUUCACCAUAACUGGCCAUUUCUCAAUUUGGAACGUUGCCCAGGGUGCUCGACGGAGACGUGGAAACUAAUUUAUUGAAUUUGAAGUUUUACUUGAACUUGUUGUAUAGUAAUAACCAUAGUUGUUAUGUACCCGUAGAUAAAACUGUGAGCCUUGAUCAUGGAGAGAAUACCACAAUUGUGUGUCCCGAGGACGACAUUUACCACACUGUGAUUGAGAUCCGAUCAGUCUUCUAUGGGAAUGAAAGUUGCCCAUCAAACAACGGUAGCAAGAUUGCUGUCAUGAAAAGAUGUCAAGGACGAAACGAGUGUUACCUCGAAGCCUCAACAGCCAUAUUUAACGAUUCUUGUCCCGGGAUCAAAAAAUUUUUGAAUGUAACAUACAGGUGCCAGUCAAGUAAGUGCAACAGUGACUAAAUAGAGAGCCAUAUUACCAGCAUUUGGUCAAAAUUGAUAAAAAGUUUAGGCAUUUACCUCUUAAAUUAGGAGCCACGGAGAUCGGUAAGUGCUCAUUUCAUUUUGAGCUCGUGGCAUUCUAAUAUUAUUGUACGGUUAAGAAUAUAUGAAAGUCAUAUAUUUGAACUGCGGAUAAAGACAUGAAUGAAAGUGAUCCUCGCAGUGAUAUGCACUACUUAGGCAGUAGUGAAAAUAAGGCCUGAAAAAAAUUCAGGCCUGUACGGGAUUUGAACCCAUGACCUCUGCGAUACCGGUGCAGCGCUCUACCAACUGAGCUAACAAGCCAACUGGGAGCUGGUCAUGAUGGUGGUUCUAAAUAAACCCGUGAAGUGAUGAAUGUACAGUUAAGAAUAUAUGAAAGUCAUAUAUUUGAACUGCGGAUAAAGACAUGAAUGAAAGUGAUCCUCGCAGUGAUAUGCACUACAAAUAUUCAAAUAUAUGACUUUCAUAUAUUCUUAACCGUACAUUCAUCACUUCACGGGUUUAUUUAGAACCACCAUCAUGACCAGCUCCCAUUGGCUUGUUAGCUCAGUUGGUAGAGCGCUGCACCGGUAUCGCAGAGGUCAUGGGUUCAAAUCCCGUACAGGCCUGAAUUUUUUUCAGGCCUUAUUUUCACUACUGCCUAAGUAGUGCAUAUCACUGCGAGGAUCACUUUCAUUCAUGUCUAAUAUUAUUGUUAGCACUCUUUUGAUUGCGAUAGGUUUACACUAAGAAAAACGACCAUCAUGUGAAAAAUUGCAAUUGGAUUCUCCCAGACUCGAGCAUAAAUAGUUUUAAAUUUCAACCUUAAAUCAAAUAAUUUACAAAUUCACUAUUUAAGUAAUUCUUAGCCGUGCUUCUGUUACAACCGAACUCUUCAAAGCAAAACUUGAGAGUUAUUUAACCCUUUAAUCCUUAAGAGUGGUUAGCAACUAAUUGCUCCCAUCAAUAUCACCCCUAAAACAAACAUCGAGGCCAUGAGAAUAGAGGAAAUGAUCACCAACUAAAGAAGCUCUUGAUUGUUAAACAUAUUCUCUUUGUCAGUAUCAUAGGAAAUGUAUAGAGAACAGUAUGGGGAAAAUGCAUACCGAUCGUAAGGUGUAAGGGGUUAAAGUUGUUUGUUAUCUUUCCUCAUAAAAACCCUACAAGGUGGUAAUUCGGCACAGUAAAUUAUUAGUAAUUAACCCUUUACUCCCUAACAUCAGUAUGCAUAUUCUCCAUACUGUUCUCUAUACAUUUCCUAAGGUGCUGACAAGGGGAAUUAGCUUAACGAUCCAGAGCCUCUGUGGUUAUUGAUCAUUUCCAUAAUUCUCAUGACUCUAAUAAUUGAUUCAGGGGAGAUAUUGUAAAGAGAAAUUAGAUGCUGGUCACUCUUAGGGUGUUAAAGGGUUAAAAAAAAAGACAGGUCAACAGUUAUCGAUACUGUGGGUUUCACGUUUAGGAGUACUUUAGGGCGCGAGGUUACUUAUCUUGUCGAUGGUUAUUUAGAACGUUUGUCAGAGGGGAGGAGAUUAAAAAAAAGCUAUUCUUCUGUUGACAUCUUUCCUAAGAAAAUUCUUUCAUUUUCACAAAUUUUAUUAGAACUUGAUUUAAAACUUACGUUGUUUCUAUUGUGUUUAUUUUUACCCCCAUAGUUUAUAGUAUUGAGCAAUCUGAGCGUUAUACAAUGGUACCAACUAAUCUUAGUUGCUAUGACAACAUGAUUAUCGUAACGCAUGCAGUCUCGUGGGAUGACGGCUUUGGAAACUGCAAUUAUGGUCAAAGGGCAAUGACAAUCAUUCAGAACCUUUGCGAUGGCAGAAAUUCAUGCGUUGUGCUGAAUAAAAAGUCUCUACUGGGUGGCUACUGUGGGAGUUAUCUAAAAUUUGUAAUGUAUUACAGCUGCCAGACAGGUACGUUAAGAAAUUAGAUCUGUUAAAUUCUAUGAUGUGAACGCAAACUGCCCCAGAAUUAAGCCGUGAGCUGAAAAGCAAGGGCUUGGUACUGAAUUGAAGAUGCAUUGGCCUGAUGGUCAGUACCAUUAGGGUUCUGAAUCAGCAUGUGCGGGCUCAAGCUCUGGCCAGGUCUCUGUGUUGUUUUCUUGGGCACGACUUUUUACACUCGGAGAGCCUCUCUCCAUCAAAGAAUAUGGAUGGGUGUUCGUAAAAUAUAAAAAAAAUCCUAAAUAAAACACUGAUGGGUGAUUACCAUUCCCUAGAAGGGUAACCGAAAUAAUCCUCGUUGCUAAAUGAUGUGGAGACUCGGAUACGCUUUGGUUGCGUAGGCAACCUUGCUUGUUAGCACACUUAUCUACUCGGUUGAUAUCACGGCGGAGCAAUUUACUUAGACCAACCAGAGAGUGCUAUCAACCUAAACCAAUGUAAUCAAGUGUCAAAUUUAUAUUUCGUUUUCUACUUCCUUUUUCCUUUGAAUUAACCGCAGCAUAUGGAGGUUUGGACACAGAAUGGUCUGCUUGGAGUAAUUGCACAGAAUGUGGUCACACACCUGUAAAGAGAAGAAUAAAGCCUUGCCUCAGUCCUAUUAAUAAGAAUAGUGGAGCCCACUGUCCUUUGAUUGAGCAGAUUGCACCUUGUAACUUCCCAUGCCCGGGUAAGUAAUACGAAAAGUAAGCGUUCUUCCUUUCAUACUAAAUGAUAAAUCUGCAAGAAACUUAGGGUAUAUUUUCCAAUGUGGUAUCACUCUUCCAUCUUCAGUACCAGUCAUUAACUACUUGAAUACUUAUGUCUGGUUUGCUCAAUCAUUAUGUUAUUUCUCUUUCAGUUGAUGGAUUGUCGUUUAUAGGCGACGAUUUUUCAGUGGUUUUAGGUCAGAAUUUUUCCAUCCAAUGGAAAUUGAGACUAGGAACAAAUUCAACCGGAGUCAUCAGCUGGGGAGACAACAGUGCUAACGAGACAGUAGGCAGGUACAUUAUGGCAAACGCGAGCACUCCGUUCUCCCUUGUAAACUGGCACAAUUACACUUUUGAGGGUGAAUUUUGGGUUAAAGUGUACGCAUUUAACUACUUCAGUAACCAGACGAUUUACAGAAUGGUUUAUGUUCAAGUAAAGCUCUGUGGAUUAAAUUUCACGGCGCCAACAACGGUGGCAACGAACACGUCAUCCCAUUUUGAUGUUUCAUUAGAAGUUGUGUCCCUGAAAAAGCCUCUCGUUUUGUUUUCCUUUGGAAAUGGAGUGGUUCUUAGUUCCACAUGCUUUGAAACAAACUAUACUUACCCCAAAGCUGGCGUAUUUAUGGCUUAUGCGAACGCUAAAAACAAGGUGAGCUCCUUGACAUCGACGCGCAAGGUUAUUGUACAGGAUCCGGUGAGAGGAUUUAAGGCGGAUAGAGAGAUUUAUUUUGUGACUGUGGGUCACUAUGCAAGAUUUUUGUUUUCUAUAGAACAGGGGACGAACGUUUCAGUGAAUGCCUCAUUAUAUGACUGUGAACUUCCUUUCCUGGCAACUUGGUUGAACGGGCCAAGUCACUUAAACAGCUUGCUAACAUGUGUCUUCGACAAAGUUGGAACAUGCAAUGGUUUCUUUUACGCCUCAAAUAAAGUUAGCCAAGCUAAUGCUUCGGCUUUAAUUAUAAGUGAAGUCGCCAUACAUGGAUUUAACGUUACUGUGGAGUGCCAGAGUAGAUACCCUUCUUGUUUUCAACAUGACCGAAUUGUCUUUCACAUCAACGUUACGAAUGGAACUAGGCCAAAAUUUGUAUUCCAUAUGGGAGAUGGAAACGUAGUUAUUUCAUCAGAGAAAACCCUUGAUUACUUCUUUAGGGUAAGUGGGUCUUUCAACGUCAACAUCACAGCUCACAAUAACGUCAGUAGUAUAAGUAUCUUACGGAAAAUUGGCGUUUCGGAGCUUGUGCCAAUGAGUGGAGCUUACGUAAACUGUAAUAAAACCGUGGGCUUGUCUGACUUGACCAUGUGCAGUUUUGGUGUCCAGCAAGGAACGGCAUUCGAAUGCUGGUUGGAUCUUGGAGUCAAUAACCAGCUCAUUUUAUUUUUCACUUAUUUCAAUCUGACAUCUUUUAUAAGUUACAAUUUAACAUCUUAUGGGGAAUACACUGUUCAAUUCUUAUGCAACAACACCAUCAACUCCAGCAGCGCCAAAGUUGUAACCAAGGUUGUGCCUCGUUCACUUAAGCUCGGCAUAAGUCAAAACGGUCCAGUUAUGGUCAACAGAACCUUGACGCUGACACUUUCAGCGAGUGAAACUGGCUAUCCCUCUUGUUUUACUCUAGAUCUUGGAAACAGUCAGAGGAUUGUGUUUGGAUCGCUAAAAUGCACAACUGGGGAACACCAAAAAUCGUUUCCGUAUCCCUCCUUGCAAUACAACUACACAUACACUAAGGCUGCAAUUUAUAACGUAACUUGGAGUGGACAAAAUAAUUUUACCUCUGAGUCAGUUCACUCCCUUAUAAUUAUCACGGAAUUGCCUUGCCUUAAACCGCAGGUCAUUCUCCAAAACGUUGCCAGCAAUCGGCUUUCACCAGCGGUAAUUACACGUUCCAAGGAAUUCAUCGUUAGUUCACGAUAUCGAAUCGAUUGCGAAAGAGCAACAGGCGCGAUUCUUCAAUGGAAAAUAUUCAAAAAUACCACAGAUAAGGGCUUUGUUCUACAGAGUACAAGAGUAACGGAAAGAUCUGACCUCAUAUUACUUUCAAAUGAAUUGGAAUAUGGAUUAUAUUGCAUAAAAUUAACGCUGACCCUACAGAACGCGUUCGAUAUUGCGGGAACUGCUGAGGGGUAUUUCAAGGUCACUACUUCGAAAUUGAUUGCAGAUCUACAAGACGGCUCUGCCAACAGAAGGAGUUAUUUACAACCAGUGUUUAUAAAUGCAACUGGUUCCCUGGAUCCCGACUCUCCGGAUAGCAGUAAGUUGGAAUUUAAAUGGUACUGUUACAACAUUACUGACAGAUUGAAAACCUUCAAUUAUUCAAAGAUGCCGCUGUCUACUUUGGCGGAUGCUCUCAGUGAGUCUCCUUUACCAAAUGGCUGCUUUGGUAAUAAUGGAUCAAUGGCAGCCAAUUCCUCAGAAAUAAUUCUUCCCCAACAGAAGGUAAUCGAGAAUGGACUUUACUUGGUUAAGUUAGUUUUGUCAUCGAGAAAUAGAGAGGCUUCAAAGGCGACAGUUAUCCAGGUUGUAAACGACGAGAUACCACAAUUCUAUAUCAGGUUUGUUACAUUUUUCUCAUUGAUCCAAUUAGGGAUUGUACGCGUAAUAUCCCUGUACAGUUCAGGGGCGGAUCAAGGGGAGUGGCCUGGGGGGCCCAGGGCCCCCCUCCCUAGUUUUGGUUAAAAAAAAUCGCAGAAGGAAGAAAAGCCGGCAGGGCAAGCAACAAAAAAACCAAGCCACCCCUUAGCUCAAGGUCUGGAUCCGCCACGGUAGUUCUAGCCAUCGAGCUCGGUCAUUUCAUCUUGGUUUCAAUAGGCCAUAUAACAGAGCUUGUUUGAAGUUUCCAACCACUUUUGCAGUGAAGUAGUAAACCCGCCGUUCUAUUGGUGGACGGUGCUGCGCAUACUCUUAGGAAAUAGAUAUGUGGGGCCAACGAAGGAUCAUCCACUUGUAGUGCCAAGUAAAACGGGGAACCAUCUGUCUCAAAAAUCGAAGCGAUGGCAAAUUUUGUAAUGAUUCUUUAUAGAUAGCUACACGGAGCUCCCAAAAUAGAAAAUGUUAAAAAAACUUAUUCCUCUUGUUCACCUCUAUUUGCAAAUGUAAUGAAGCAAUAUUUUCUUUAGAUGUGUGGUGAACUGCAAACGACUAGUAAUUACAACGGACAUUCUGUCCGUUAGUAGUCACUGUUUCUCUGGAACUUGCGAAAAAGGGAAAUCGGGUGUGUAUUCAUGGGAACUCUUCCAUAGAAGCGUGAAUGAGACAGAUGGGAAAAAGUGGAACAGAGUCGCUGAUCUAGAGGGCAUCGCCUCAUCCAACACAAGUUCGAAGAAUCUUGCGUUGAAAGCUUAUGUUCUACAUCCCGAGAUGUCGUACGUGGUUCGAAUGUGGUACAAAUGGUUGGAUCACGAAAGCCUCGCAGAAUACAGCUUUACAACAAGUCGUCCACCAUAUGGAGGAAAUUGUUCCGUGAGUCCUUCAGCGGGCGAAGCAUAUCAAACCAUGUUUAUAUUUGAAUGUGCAGGGUGGCAAACCAAGAACAUGCCUCUUCUUUACGUGGUUUCCUACUAUGAUCCAUACACACAACUGAAACCUGUGCUUUUUAGGGCUGAGGAAGAUCGAUUUUUGGUCAAACUGGCUUUAGGAGACUCAAAUGACAACUUCCGUCUAAAGAUAUUUUUUAGUGUAAUAGAUUCCUUUGGUGCGCGUAUGGAUACCCAGAGGCUUAUACAGGUAUCUUUGUUUUUCUUUACUCGUUAAAACUCAUUCGACUGCGUGUGAACGGUACUUCUGAACUUUUUCGCUUUUGAGGGGUCACCAAAAGUCAGGGGAACGUGUUAACCUUAUUGAUUCAAUUAGGUAAUACAACUGUUAUAAUUGUAAGUUUUUUUUUUUACGUCGUGAGCGUCAUUAUAAGAGUCUUUAUUUCUACAAGUAAAUGCCUGAUGGGCUACACUGACAAGUGGCGAGUAAACAGACGUAUAACCUUCAAGAAUCAUGUUUUUUUUUUUUAUCGAUAACCGCUUUUUACAAUUUGCCAUGACAGCCCUGGAUAAAUCUAUUUUUAGGUACUUCCUCGAAAAGUUGUCCCAUUGAAACUUGAUGAACUAAUUUUGAAAGACAACAGCAAACUCAAUUUCUACCUCAACAUCGGUGACAUUGAUUCAGUCUCUGAGCUAGUAAGCGGUGUUAUGUCCAGCCUUAAUUAUGAAGCAAUACACAGAGGCAAUGGCACAAGUUCUGCUGAAAUUCAAAGCGAGGUGAGUUCAGGUUUUUGAAGUAAAUCUACUGGUCUGAUCAUGUACUCCAAUCUCAACAAUCAAUAUUGAGGAAAGCGAAAAGGUCGAUGCAGAGGCUUUUGAAGUGAGGUGAAUCUUUGAACCGAGGGCUCGUAGUGACAAUUAAGGUACAUUUCUAUGCAGGUUCGUUACACCAUCAUGCAGAAGAUUUCCCGGAUCCCAAUAUCAACAAUGACAGAUAUCAAUCAAGUUUCAACCAUGAUAGCAGCAGCAUCAGAAAUAAAGGAGCACGUCAACUCAACAGCUCAGGUACAUACGUAUACGCAGUAUUUGCUUAAUUUUGACUGCAAUUUUAGCCACAGCUUUCAAACACCAUGAGUUUCACAACCAAUAACUACAAGGUAAAAUUGGCUCGAUCACUCUCCACAAACUAAACUUCAAAAACUCGUCUGACAAUAUCAUCAUCUUGCACUCAAGUUGUCGAAAAGUCACUCCCCGUCACGGCAACAGCUAUCCUUUCAAGGAUAAACGCUACACGGACGAUCACGUUUCGCGAGUGACCAUUUCAGUGUUAUCGCUGAUUACUUCUUUUUAUGGUGCCGUAUGCGUUAUUUUUCUUGAAGGAAAUAGCCACAAACAAGAUUUCAAGCAUGAUAAAUCUUCUGUUGAACAAGUCCCGACAAGACAUUGGUGUGUCUGUGGUUACAGACGGAGCAGAAAAUCUUGUGACUGCGGUAUUCAACGUUUUGAUGUCAGCUUCUUAUAGUGCUGAUUUCAGGCGGAUGAGUGUCACGGAUGAACUCGACCAAAAUAAGGUAUAAGUAAUUGUUGGCUAACAGCAUUUUUCAUUUAGAUGGUUUAAACCUUAUUUCAGUCAUAGGGAACUUAAGAAAACUUUGACUAAACUGAAAUUGCAUCAUACAAACAUACUUUGAGGAGAAAUCUUCCGACAAAUUCAACAGCAGGAGCCACGGUGGAAACAAGCAGCCUUGAGCUACUCUAAGCGUAAAGUUUCGAUCAGAAACUAUACAUACACUGUGUCGCUACUAUUAGGAUAACCUUUCGGAUGACUAAACGAUGCAAAAUGAGCUUAAUUUACUUGUUAUUUUCUACCAGAGUAAAACAAUAGCUUACAAAAACAUUGAAGCUUUUGAGAAAGUCACCGAGGCUGUUUCUAACAAACUGCUACCAGGCCAGGAGGACAUUGAAAUUCAAACAAAGUCGGCCAUAUUGACCUGCAGAAGAGCCAAGGUAGCUGCGCUUACAGAUCAUCCUAUAAAUGCAGGAAAUGCUAGUGUGAAUUUCCCGGAUUUGCAAGAACUAAUUGGCAAUAAAACAGUUGAUGUCCAGGUAUGUUUAGUUCAACCCACACAGGUGGAAUUUCUAUCACAUUCAUCUCUUUCGUCAUGUUUAUGCGCCAAUUUUGUUUAGAGAGAAAAAAAAGUUGUCGCAACUGCCUGUCCCUGUCUCGAAAUGUUUCCACGGGAAUACCCUGAGCCAUCUUUAUUUGUUCUCCACCAAAAUGUUGCGGCAACUCUCAAGGCUGAGGUGACAAGCUACCUUGAGUCGAAAUAUAACCAAGAAGGAAUAAGCUUUGGAAUCAAGGCCUUUAGUUUGAUCGUCGUUUGAUGAUCAAGAGCAUCAGAAAGAGUUUUUCUCUUCAAGGAGCUAAAUACGUUUCGUUGCUAAGUUAUCUGCUUGGAUGAAGAUCGAUCUUAAGCGUCAUAGUUCUUUGGAAAGGGCGUAAUAGGGAUGAAGGUUUUUUCUUUCUGAUUUUAACAUCGUAGAUUCAGUCUCUCGAUCUAUUUAAGUCCUCUUGUAAGUUUGGGAUUAAUUGAGUUAUUUCAGUUGGCCUGAUCUUGUUUUUUGCGUAAUGAAGGUGAUUGAAAUACUCAAAUCAGCAGUUCUUACUCUUCUGUAGCUGCUUUACCUUCCAAAGAAUCCAUAUACCUGGGACAAGUCCAGCCAAUUGGUGACCACCGCUAUUUUAGACGUUAAGAUUAAAGAAAUAACAAGGAAGCGUCAAGUUAUAGAUAUACUCGAUUUGGCUGGAGAAAUCGACCUUCAGAUUCCUUUUGAACCGACGGUGCCUGAAGCAAACCCAGACAUCUUCUACAAGCAAACAGACAAUGAGAGUAUACAGUAUCACUCGUUUGAAAUCAAGAAAACUAAUGAGGCCAUCGAAUUCUAUAUAAUACCUUUAGAGAAUCAAGAACAGCUGACUAUAUUAAUUAAAUUUGAAGAAAAGCCGACAAUCUUAGAACAUGAUUUGCAGAUGAAAUUGCCAAACUUCUCUAGCUGCUCCAUUAAAGAUACAUUUCGUGUCGAAAAUAACAAUUGCACUGAUAAUCCUUACAGUCUUUUCCUACCGAGUACCUACUUAACAAAAGUUGGUAAGUAUUUCAUUGGCGUGAAGUAUGGAGAGACGACUGAAAAUAAGCCCAGCUCUUAUUACAGGCAAAAGAGAGAUUGUGGAGCUGGAAGAAGGUCCAAACGAGGUGUUUCUGAUUGUAUUCAGUACAAGGAUCCCCCAACCACUCGUCCCUUAAAUGGAAAGUUUGUUUCAGGACAGCAAAGCUAUGAUAAUUCCAAACACAGUAACUACUCAAUGGAGCAAUUCGGUCUGGGGUGCAAUUUCUGGAAUCCUGCUGGCAACCAGUUUUCAGGCGGUGGAUGUAGGGUAAGGCAUAUAAGUUUUGCUGUCGGAGCCACUAAUUAAUUUUUGUUGAUGUCAUGGAAUGUUUUGAGAGAUGUUUUGAAACAUAUUCUGAAAAGAGAAAUUGGGUGGGGUUUCCCAGCAGUUGACUUCAGUGCAACUCAGAGGAGAAUCUUGAUAGCUACAGCACUAUACCUUGACAAGGAUUACGAAACAGAGAUCCUAUCGACUGACUAUAUUUAAAAAGAUCAUUUCAAAUUGCUCAUAGCAACAGAAUAUAAAGUUUAUAUCGUCUUGCUUGUAGUCGUGGUAAACUCCUUCAAAAUAUAGGAUUUCUAUGAUUUGUUUUCUAAAAGCAGCUAAUGACAUAAUUGCAAUCAUGAAUGAACGUCAAAAUGCUGAUUCUUAUUUAAACAAUUGAUUGAUUAGAAGUGAAACACAAACAAAAACAGUUCUAGCAAGCCAGGCAAUCUGAUGUCAUUUCUUCGUUCCCAGACUGGCCGACGGCGGACCUUAUCACGAACCAUGACCUGUCGCUGCAAGCAUUUGACGUCCUUUGGUGGAGGUUUCCUCGUAAAGCCAAAUCCCAUUGACUUUGAUAAAGUUUGGUAUGCUUUCGCCGACAUCCAUAACAACGUUGCUGUCUUGGUUUCAAUAGUCAGUGUAUUCUUGUUAUACCUGCUCGUCAUUAUAUGGGCACGGAGGGCUGACAGAAAGGAUCACUCUUCUCAGGUAAAGAGUAUUCAACUCUCCCGUCACUGGAUUUGUUACAAACGGAUGAAACUGCGGCUGCUUGUAAACUUAAUUAUUAGAAAUAAUUAGCAUAAAUAUCAAAUGCCAUACUUGAUACUUCAUUAUGAAUUGUCUUUGAUGUUUAGGAAGGAGUACUUUUAAGACUAGCACGGAUUAGCAAAAUUUUUUUCUUUAAUGUGGACUCUGCUGGAAACUAGGAGGGUCAAAGGAUAAAAGCUUUUCCAGGAUGUGGCGGCAAAAACCCACUAGUUGUUCAGAGAUUUUUGAAUUGUCGUUGCAGGGAGGUACAUUGGUCAUUGGGAAGUCGUCAAAUGCUUAUGUGUACGAAGUUACUAUAUCUACAAACAAAGGAAGGAAUUCAGGCACUACAGCCAAUAUUACCUUUCUCGUUGUGGGAGAAAACGGGUCCAGUGGUACGCUUCCACUGAGCAAGCUCACCAAAGUGAAAUUUAAAAGAGGGACAGUCGUUACAGUUGUGUUGUCUCUACCAAGUUCGCUUGGUCAGCUGCUAUAUCUACAUAUAUGGCAUGACAAUUCAGGAGAUAAUCCGUCGUGGUAUCUUGAUCACGUGGCUAUACGAAACGUUUUAACGGACGAAAAAUGGAACUUUAUGUGCAGAGAUUGGUUGGCUGUUGAAAGUGGCGAUGGGAGAACGGAAAAAGUAUUAUAUGUCGCAAACAUCAAUGAAAUGGCAAAUUACAGGUACUUAUUUUUGUCUCACAGUGCUGAUGGCCUCUACGACGAGCAUUUAUGGAUUUCAGUUGCCGCCAAGCCACCUCAAAGCAGUUUUUCUCGUGUGCAGCGUGCCUCUUGUUGUCUGUCGAUUUUGUUUUGCACCAUGAUCACUAACGCUAUGUUUUACGACAGCGGCAAAGCUGACACUUCUUCGGUAUUUUAUCUUGGUCCUAUCAAGAUCACCAUGCGUCAACUGAUGAUUGGAAUACAGAGCAGCCUAAUCAUUUUUCCCAUAAACUUGGCCAUUACACAACUGUUUCGCAAAUCAUCUAAUGCGUCAAUGUCUUUGGGAGAGGCUGAAAGAGCGAAAAGUGUUAUAUUCAAACGAAAACCUAAACUACUCUUUGAUUGCUUUGAUCGCCGCGUAAAACCGUUGUCAAAAAAGUACCUUCCCAUGACAUAUGAAGCAAAUAGUACAAUCAGCAUAUCCACUCUUAAGUCCGCAUCUGCAGAUAGAUUUACAGAUGAUGAGAGUAUGUUCAACUUAAAUAAUGCUUACACUAAAAUUUCCCAAGAGAAGAAAAGAAAAAAUUUGUACAUGUGUUUGUACUACUUUGCCUGGGUACUGUGUUUCGUAUCAGUGUUAACAUCGGCUUUCUUCACCUUGUCGUACUCUCUUCAAUGGGGAAGCGAAAGGUCUCAGCAAUGGCUUCUGUCGUUUUUCGUCUCUUUCAUCCAAGAUGCUGCAAUCUCUCAGCCAGUUAAAGUCGCCCUAUUUUCGGCUGUAAUUGCCUUUGUCAUCAAAUUUACCCUUGAGCAAAAAGAGAAGCGCCAACAGUUUAAGAGGAAAAAGGUAACAUUAAAUGAUAAAGGUGAAAAAGCUUGCUUAAUUGAAACUCAAUCUGAGGAUAGUAUACCAUGGGAUGAUUCCCAGCCAUUGCGGAAGAAUAUUUUGGAAAAGGCGAAAAUGAAAAGGAUGAAAGAAAUCAAGUCCUCAGAAGUCAUGACUGAUGUGUUUUUUUACUCUCUGUUUCUCCUACUGCUGCUUAUGGUGGCAUACGGACACCGUGACCCAAUUGCUUAUGAGUACACUAAGCACUUGGAGAAUUAUUUCUCUAUAGAGGUAAGUCCAAUCUCUCAAAUCUCUCGUAUCCGUCGCCUCAUUUAAGGAGCAAGCUCCAUUCAAAGUAACGUGCAAUGAAAAAGAGAUGAAAUGGUAUAGAAACUACUACCAUCAGACUGAGGAUGUUUAGAAAAGUUGGGAGGGGUGGGAGAAACACAAAAGGUAGUGACAUUUGAACAGCGAAGUUUUCGUAAUUUUUGGCACAUGUAGAUUGGAGCUCUCAUGCGGAAAAUGAUGCUCCUUAGAUAAAAAAGGGAAAAAACUGUGGUAUCUACGAUUAUAGCACUGUAUGUUUCGAGACAGUAAGUCCAAUUUGUGUAAUUAUAUUUAUCUCAGUACAAUAACCCUGUUGCUCAAUGAAAUCAUUACUACCGUUACAUUCUCCUUAGACUCAACAAUAUCCCGAGGUUUUACGCUGGGUUAGAUUUAUCUUCAUUCCGCAAAUUUUUGUCGGCUCAUGGUACAAUGGGAUGGCCCCUACGGAUUCAGAAGAUGGAUAUUUGCCUGAUAGGACUUCAUCUCUCGUGGGAAUGGCUCGGUUGAGGCAACUUCGAAUUUUGAAUGGUGAGGCGUCUUUUGCAUUUUCUGUCGCCAUAACUCUCUGUCUAUUCAUCUGUGUACUGGUCUGCUUUUCUCCCUUCUGCUUGCUACUUAUUUGCGUGAUGGCUUGCCUGAGUAUCUUACGUUCUGUAUGUUUAUUCGUAUUAAGUCCAUCAGUGACCUACUGUUAUCAACCUCGUUGACAAUAACAAACUGUUAAGGUUUUUUUUCUUUUUGAACUUGACGAAGCUCCAAUAAUGGGAAGGAGAAUUUCAACAUAUACGUCACCUCCUCUUACCUACCUUUGAUGUAAAACAGCUUCGCUAUUCGAAGUGUAAAUGUUUUUUUUUUGGUCUUCGAUACUUAAGCAAUGCUCUUUGAGUUUCUGCAAACGAUAUUUGAAGUAGGUUUUGAUUUUAAUAAAUCAGUUAUUUUGCUGGCCUAAAAAUUUAGAUCCGAGGUAAUUGAAAACUGAACUUGUACGAAAAUUGUAGUUCCACACGUAUAGAAUUAAAAAAAUAAUGAUUUUCAGUUGACAAUAGCACUUUCAUUAAUUUCAAACGUACGGAGAUAACUGACAUCACUAUUUUGCAGAUACAUGUGGCAACUACAUUCAAUUGAAUGAAAAACUUGGCUUAAACUGUUAUGGACAAUAUUCGAUGGAUGAUGAAGAUACAAGCAUCUAUCAAGAAGAAUGGGUACCGGUCUCUCCGGAUAUACCUAUUGAAAACAUUACUUAUCACAUGUGCCCCAGACCCUGGAGGUAUCAAACAGCAAUGCAGUUGAAAGGGGUUCCAAUAUGGGGUAAAAUCGCCUUAUACUCAGGGGGUGGAUAUGUGGCAGAGCUUGGUUACUACCCUGAUAAGGCGAUAGAGGUGGUUAGCGAACUUUUCGAGCAUAACUGGGUUGAUCGUCGCUCUCGCGCCGUUUUCGUUGAGCUAACUGUGUACAACGCUCAAGUGAAUCUGUUUUGCGUCAUCUCGCUUCUGAUGGAGGUCAUGCCAACUGGGGGAGUGGCAAUCUUCCGUCGAAUUAAUACCAUUCGAGUUUAUAGAUACAUAGGAGAGCUCGCUAACUUGUCAAUAGCCGCAGAGCUUAUCAUUGUAUUGGUUAUCUUGUACCUUCUUUACAAGGUCAUCAAAAGAAUAUACCAUAAGAGGAUAGCAUUUUUCAAAAAGUUUUGGAAUUUAGUGGAUCUGCUGCAAGUACUUUUUGCUCUUGUUUCUAUUGGGUUGUAUUUUGUCAAGAUGGUGAAUAUCAACAUGAUCAUGAAAGAUCUCAGCGAAAAUCCUUAUGUUUUUGUCAGUUUUUCAUUGCUUCUAACGUGGAACGAAAUUGAUACGUGCAUGAUAUCGUUUGUUGUGUUCCUUACAACUCUUAAGCUCCUUUAUUUGUUGAGAUACAAUAACUACAUCAAACUCCUAAACCAAACAUUUUCCAAUAUGCGAACGGAUAUACUUUCAUUCAUGGUGCAAUUUCUCUUGUGGUUUAUGCCGUUUGUCAUUUUAGCUCACAUUACGUUUGGUGCCCAUUUACAACACUUCAUCUCCCUUCCUUCUGCAUUUCAAGCGAUGUUAAAUGCCCUCCUUGGCGCGUCCUACUAUCAUGAUUUAGAGCAGGUUGACCGAGUGAUCGGACCAGCUCUGUUUUUCUGCUUCAGUAUUCUCAUGGAACUCAUCUUUCUCAAUAUGUUUGUAUCUAUAAUCAACUCGGCGUUCGGCAGUAGAGUGGAAAAUUUGGAUCAUUCCCAACCCGAACCAGAACUAGUUGAGUUUAUAAUGGCACGGCUGAGAGGAAUUUUAGGGAUCAACCUGCUCUCUACGAGAGUUACUCCCGACGAAAAAUGGUACGUGGAUGAUUCCAGUGACGAAGACAAUGACCUCAGAUUAUUGAGUACCAAAAACACUUUAUCUGUGCUGAACAGAAAAUUAACACAUUUACAGACUAAAUUUACGAACGUAACGACCAUGGAGGAAGAAGAGGAGGAUGAUGUUUGGCUGGAAAUGGUUCUUUUGCGGGAACACGAAAGUCUGGCUUCUUCACGGAGUGAGGGUUCGGCCACGACACAGACAUCUUUUUGA
Messenger RNA from Pocillopora meandrina, 20051 nucleotides. The record is from the annotation of a GenBank genome assembly. NCBI's taxonomy places the organism in Eukaryota, Metazoa, Cnidaria, Anthozoa, Scleractinia, Pocilloporidae.